This is a messenger RNA of Pisolithus orientalis, 1607 nucleotides long. RefSeq lists its product as uncharacterized. The record is from RefSeq and is a predicted model, not a curated record. The transcript has 3 exons. NCBI's taxonomy places the organism in Eukaryota, Fungi, Basidiomycota, Agaricomycetes, Boletales, Pisolithaceae. Bases 87 to 1307 code for a protein of 406 amino acids.
GUCCGAAUUCAGGGAGCACUUCUUCACUUAGGGCACACUCCUCACGGGUUGUCAUUUAGCGCCCAGCCCCACAUGAUGUCACUGUCAUGAAUCUUAACUUGGAUACGUAUACCCGGCACGCGACGCCUAGCCCCCACACGCUGGCCCAAGAGGAUGAUCUGCCGGGGCUACUUAUUGCGGAUGAACGGCUUGUGACAUACACAGAUGUAUCGCCUUCGUAUCUGCAUUAUAUGAGUACCACGUCACUCGCCGAGAGCAGACCAGCGAAGAUCCUGCGCGCAGGCUUCUCCCACGAUGACUGGCUGGGGCUUAAAGCCCUCUUUACGAAGGCCGCAAGGCUUUUCAACGAUAGUGAAGGUGCAAAUCGCGAUCUCAUCACGCUGACACGCGCUGUAAUCCAUCAGUGCCACCAUGCCCUUGUCUCCCACCUAGACAUCAUUUUGGGUACUCCGGAGGAUAAGGAGAGGCAGCCAUCUAUACCACUGAGAUCCCUAGACCUACAUUUCCUUCGCCUUCUCGAACAUCGCAAGUUUCCGACAACAGCCCAGGAGAAGGGGUGGACGACAUGUAACGAAAAGGAAAGGAUAGCAAUCGAUUUUCUCAGUGAACUCCAUGGCAUCUUGGGAACGGCCCUGUUCUUUUUCGGAAAAAUCAUUGCCAAAGAUGGGUCUCUUGCUUUGCCAGGUGAACCCAACACCGCUCUGCCCUAUUGGUUAUCCGCCCUCGACGUUUUCGAGUCAGGGUACAACCUACCCGUGCGUACCAACGCUUCCUACGCGUGUAGGGAACACUGGUUGCUUGCUGUGUCCGACAGUCGAGUUUUGAUAGCACUCAUUGGUCAGUUCAUCACAGAGAAGGAACAUAAACGUAGCACCAGCGAACUCUUCACGCGCGACAGCAAGUGGGCCCGCAGUUCACCGCUCGGAACCAUCGUUGCUCUACGCCCUCCCCCGACGCAGAGGAUGGCACUCUCUCUUAUGUCCCUUAGCGAGUUGAUGCUGAUUGCCACGGACCAGUUUAUGAGGGGGAUACUUCAUAUGCCCCACCAACCCCCGACUGACUUCCCAUAUUUUUCACGCGCCGGAAAACUACUCACAAUUGCAACGGAGGUCCUGGAAGUCGUGGAGCGCUUGCCAUCGCUUGAAGAGAGACGCCGCUGGGCUGCGUGGGUUCAAUCGAUCCUGAAUCUCAUCAAGCCAGAGAAGUCUACUGAGGGAGAGGGGGAGCGCACAGCGCUCACCAGACUACGCUGUUGUUCACUCGUGUGUCCUCCGGGUCAGGGGACAGAGGUGGCAGAUGAUCAUUGACAGUUCAGCCUCCCUGGCCCGUGGCGCGGAACUCUUCAUGGUUUCAACAUUCUCUGGUUUGCCCUUUCCUCCCAAGCUCUUGGAUCCGUGUUCAGGUAAUGUCCUGCAAUUUCCAAAGCUAUGAAUAUGUAAUUUCUUUCCUGGCUAUCAUUGAUCGUAGAAUAUACACGCGUUUUCAGGUUUGUUUCUAAUUGUUGUAUUAUGAUAGUGAGUUUCUAGUCAUCCUUGGUGUCAGUUAGACCUUGUUGCCCAUCACCUUGGUUCUUGUAAAAUCAGGAGUCGCCAUGCAAUGAUUCAACG